CGCUCCCGCAGGUGUUCGGAUCGGUCCCCGACAGCGACGGAUUAGGGUUUUCGAAUGCUUUUUUUAGGAUCGCCAGCGAAUUCGAUGAAUCGCCGGCGUUUAGUCUGCAGCCUGUCGACGUGUCCGUCGAUGUUAAACCAUCGAUGCAGAUGGUGAAAUCGAUCGAAGUUGACGAUGAAGUUCACCUGGUACUUGCUCAUCAAAAUUACAAAGCUGGGAAUUAUAAGCAGGCAUUGGAGCACUGCAAGGCAGUUUAUGAUAAGAACCCGCAACGCACUGACAAUCUUCUAUUACUUGGAGCGACAUAUUAUCAGCUUCAUGAUUUUGACAUGUGCAUUGCAAAGAAUGAGGAAGCUCUUGCCAUUGAUCCACGUUUUGCUGAAUGCUAUGGCAACAUGGCAAAUGCGUGGAAGGAGAAAGGCAAUAUUGAGCUUGCUAUCCGUUAUUACCUUGCUGCUAUUGAGCUCCGUCCCAACUUUGCCGAUGCUUGGUCAAACUUGGCUAGUGCUUAUACAAGAAAAGGAAGACUUGAUGAGGCAGCCCAGUGUUGUCGGCAGGCCCUUGCACUGAAUCCACGCUUGGUUGAUGCUCAUAGCAAUCUUGGAAACCUCAUGAAAGCGCAGGGACUAAUUAACGAAGCUUACAGCUGCUAUCUUGAAGCACUGCGAAUACAACCUACUUUUGCAAUUGCUUGGUCUAACCUCGCUGGCCUCUUCAUGGAGGCUGGAGAUUAUCAGAGAGCCCUUCUAUACUAUAAGGAAGCAGUCAAACUCAAGCCAGGAUUUGCUGAUGCCUUCCUGAACCAAGGGAAUGUUUACAAGGCAUUGGGCAUGCCUCAGGAGGCAAUCAUGUGCUAUCAGCGUGCUUUACAAUCACGUCCAGAUUAUGCAAUGGCUUAUGGAAAUCUUGCUAGUACAUAUUAUGAACAAGGUCAGCUGGAGUUAGCAAUAAUGCACUACAAACAAGCUAUCACAUGUGAUUCAGGGUUUGUGGAGGCAUACAAUAAUCUGGGAAAUGCCCUAAAAGAUGCUGGGAGAGUGGAAGAGGCUAUCAAUUGUUAUCGGUCGUGUCUAGCUUUCCAGCCUAGCCAUCCACAAGCACUCACAAACCUUGGAAAUAUAUAUAUGGAAUGGAAUAUGUUGAGUUCAGCUGCUUCAUUUUACAAGGCCACGUUGUCUGUAACCACCGGGUUGUCUGCUCCUUUCAGCAACUUGGCAAUAAUUUAUAAACAACAGGGAAACUAUGCUGAAGCUAUAGCAUGCUACAAUGAGGUUCUUCGAAUAGAUCCUUUGGCAGCUGAUGGCCUUGUAAAUAGGGGAAACACUUUCAAGGAGAUUGGUAGAGUUAGUGAAGCAAUCCAAGAUUAUAUGAGAGCUGUUUCUAUCAGACCUACAAUGGCAGAAGCUCAUGCAAAUUUGGCUUCAGCUUACAAAGAUAGUGGGCAUGUGGAUCAAGCUAUAUUGAGUUAUCAACAGGCGUUGCUUCUUCGUCCUGAUUUUCCAGAAGCUACUUGUAAUCUAUUACACACGUUACAGUGUGUGUGUGAUUGGGAUGAUCGGGACAAGAAGUUUACUGAAGUGGAGGGAAUCAUUAGGAGGCAGAUAAAGAUGUCAGUCCUUCCAAGUGUGCAACCGUUUCAUGCAAUAGCAUAUCCAAUUGAUCCUCUUCUCGCCUUAGAGAUCAGCCGGAAGUAUGCAGCACAUUGCUCUUUGAUUGCCUCUCGCUAUGCACUUCCAGCAUUUAACCAUCCCCUUCCAAUUCCUGUGAAGAUGGAUGGUGGUAGUAGGCGGCUAAGAGUUGGUUAUGUAAGUAGUGACUUUGGUAAUCACCCUUUGUCCCAUCUUAUGGGCUCAGUUUUUGGGAUGCACAAUCAGGAACAUGUUGAGGUCUUCUGUUAUGCCUUAAGUCAAAAUGACGGGACUGAAUGGAGACAGCGCACUCAAUCUGAAGCUGAGCACUUCAUUGACGUGUCCUCAAUGACAUCUGAAGUGAUUGCUAGGAUGAUCAAUGAGCAUAAGAUACAGAUUUUAGUCAACCUUAAUGGUUAUACUAAGGGUGCAAGAAAUGAAAUUUUUGCCAUGCAACCAGCACCUAUCCAGGUUUCCUACAUGGGUUUCCCUGGGACCACUGGUGCUAAUUACAUUGACUAUUUAGUUACUGAUGAGUUUGUUUCUCCUACUCGUUUCUCACAUAUUUAUUCGGAGAAGCUUGUCCAUCUUCCACAUUGUUACUUUGUCAAUGAUUAUAAGCAGAAAAACCGUGAUGUUCUGGAUGCUGUCUGUCGGCAUAAGCGUUCAGAUUAUGGGUUACCUGAAAACAAGUUUCUUUUUGCAUGCUUCAACCAGCUUUACAAGAUGGAUCCUGAUAUAUUUAACACUUGGUGCAAUAUUCUGAAGCGUGUCCCUAAUAGUGCUCUUUGGCUGCUGCGAUUUCCUGCAGCUGGUGAGAGGAGACUGCGUGAUCAUGCUAGGAGACAAGGGGUGAGGGAUGAUCAAAUCGUAUUCACAGACGUCGCCAUGAAGAAUGAACAUAUCAGGCGUGGUGCUUUGGCUGAUCUUUUUCUUGAUACGCCUCUGUGCAACGCCCACACUACGGGUACAGAUAUAUUGUGGGCUGGUCUGCCAAUGAUAACGCUUCCAUUGGAGAAAAUGGCUACAAGAGUGGCUGGUUCUUUAUGUCUCGCCACUGGUGUUGGAGAGGAGAUGAUCGUUGGCAGCUUGAAAGAGUACGAAGAAAAGGCAGUUGCUUUUGCCCUCAAUCCUGUGAAGCUCCAUACACUUCGCAAUAGACUUAAAGCGGCUAGACUAACCUGUCCUCUAUUUGACACAGCACGAUGGGUUCGAAACUUGGAGCGAUCAUACUAUAAAAUGUGGAAUUUAUACUGCUCUGGUGGACAUCCGCAGCCGUUCAAAGUGACUGAGAAUGAUAAUGAAUUUCCAUACGACAGAUAAUUUUAGGGAAUGAGGUUCUGUAAAUAGGGUUUAGUCCGCAGAAUACGUUUUAUAUUUGGUUGUCCAAAUGAUGCAUUGGGAUGUGUAUAUUAUUACUCACACUACCCUAUUGUGGAUGGAAACCAGGAGAUUGUUUUAAUGGACAAACGGCUAUAGUGAGCUGCUCCAUAUGCUGGAGACCCCUGCUUGUUGGGAGUAGAGACAUGUUCGUAGAGGUGAAGAAGCCUGCUGCUUCUCCUGUUGAUACUUGGCAAUAUUUUAAAUAAUUGUACUAUUAUGUACACUUUAUAUAUAAAUUAUUUGGGGGUUUUCAUAUGUUUCA
Messenger RNA from Asparagus officinalis (garden asparagus), 3273 nucleotides. RefSeq names its product probable UDP-N-acetylglucosamine--peptide N-acetylglucosaminyltransferase SEC. Lineage: Eukaryota; Viridiplantae; Streptophyta; Magnoliopsida; Asparagales; Asparagaceae. Gene Ontology annotation, biological process: protein O-linked glycosylation. The coding region runs from base 144 to 2951 and encodes 935 amino acids. Gene Ontology annotation, molecular function: protein binding; protein N-acetylglucosaminyltransferase activity. The record is from RefSeq and is a predicted model, not a curated record. The transcript has 28 exons.